AUGCAAGGGAUUCAGCUCUUCUCCAAAAGAAUAACAAAACUGACAUUAUUAUUAACCAGAAAAUGUGAGGCCCGUUCCGUCAUUGACUAUCUACUUGCACUCGGGAAAACAACACGUACUUUUCACAGAGCUCGCGUAUUAAGGCAAGUAUCAAGUGUCAAAGGUCAGGCAUUGUUUGAGAACCAGCCACCUUCCUGGUUGUUUGUCAACCGUUCUGUUGCAGGGGCUUAUGGAGCACAAGUGAAUCUGGAACUGGAUCUUGACCGCCGUUUAUCUGGAGAACCACUGGAGAAACUGAAGGCAGAACUAAAGCUGAGAGGAAUACAACUAGAUCUUGAUGAACUGGUAAAGGGUUACAGAGAAAUGUGUGUUUAUCUGAAAAAGAAGCAUGAAUUUAAUGCCAAGAGAGAGAGCUUGCAGGAAGAAUUAAAACUCGUACAAGAGGAGGUAAAUCAUGUCAAUGACUUGGAACAUCAGGUAAUGCUGACGGCCCUCAAGCUACCAAAUGACCUCCACAGUUCAACACCAGUUGAUGAUGACCUAAUUAUUCGGGAAGUCAAAGGAAAACUAGAACCUCUCGGGACCCAAAGUCAUGUGGCUAUCGCCAAGAAAUUUGAUUUGAUUAAAUUUAGUAACGUCGGCCCUAAAGCUUACUAUUUGAAGACAGAGCUGGCACUAGCUGAGAUGGCACUAGCAAAAGCAGCCUGUGGCUACAUGGAGUCUAAUAACUACCGACACAUGGCUGGGCCAGAGUUCUUCAAAACACCCAUCAUGGAAGGAUGUGGGUAUGACAUUCACAACACAGAUGAGGUUUUGACAAUGUUAAGUGCAACCAAAGAUGUGAUAGAGCCGAUGAACCAUUUAGCUGGUGUUACAUUGCCAACAUUCGCAGCCUACGUAGCAAAGACGUGUCUUGGGAACAGUAUUAUUCCCCUCAACAUGUUCUCCUGUGGUAGGUGCUAUCAGAAUGGUAAUCUACCAGGUUUGUUUGGAGCUGUACAAUCUACACAGGCAACAUUGUUUUCAUGUGUGCAGAAAGAAAAUCUGGACAAGCACUUUCAUCAGAUUGCUGACAUCAUUUGGAAUUUUCUAGAACCUCUUGGUUUUCCAUUGAGGAUGGUUCAGAUUGUGCCAGAGAUCUCAGACAAGCGGAGGCAAGGAGGCUGGAGGUUCACAUGUAUGCCCCGAGUCUGCAGCAGUUUGUUCCUGUUGCCCAUGUGUCAGACUUGA
Candidula unifasciata is the source of this 1230-nucleotide messenger RNA. The record is from the annotation of a GenBank genome assembly. NCBI's taxonomy places the organism in Eukaryota, Metazoa, Mollusca, Gastropoda, Stylommatophora, Geomitridae.